AUGUUCAGAACUUCUUUGCGUCAAACUUCCAGAGCUUUCAAUUUGGUUGCCAGAAGAACCUACGCCGAAGCCGCUGCCACCGGUGGUUUGAAAUUGAACUUUUCUCUUCCACAUGAAGCUUUGUAUGAAAAUGUCAGUGUCACCCAAGUUAAUAUUCCAGCCGUCUCUGGUGUCUCUGGUAUCUUGGCCAACCACGUCCCAACCAUUGAAGAACUCGGCUCUGGUGUUGUUGAUGUGAUUGAAGGUUCUGGCGUCAAAAAAUCAUUCUUUGUUUCUGGUGGUGUUGCUACCGUCCAACCAGGCUCUAAAUUGUCCAUCACCGCCGUCGAAGCUUUCCCAGUCGACGCUUUCUCUCCAGAAGCCAUCAAGGCUAAGUUGGCUGAAGCUCAAAAGAAUGUUACUUCUGCUGAUGCUGAAGUUGCUGCCGAAGCCGCCAUUCAAGUUGAUGUUUUGACCGCUUUGCAAGCUGUUGCCAAAUAA
Molecule: messenger RNA, 480 nt
Organism: Saccharomycopsis crataegensis
Lineage: Eukaryota; Fungi; Ascomycota; Saccharomycetes; Ascoideales; Saccharomycopsidaceae
Gene: ATP16
Product: F1F0 ATP synthase subunit delta
Exons: 1
Coding region: 1-480 (159 amino acids)
Biological process (GO): proton motive force-driven ATP synthesis
Molecular function (GO): proton-transporting ATP synthase activity, rotational mechanism
Source: RefSeq, a predicted model, not a curated record